UUCAGUUCCGCCAAGUCGCAGAGAGAGAGAGAGAGAGAGAGAGAGAUGUGGAAAUGUUAGCCCUCUUUUGAUCCAGCAACAAAGCUUCAAUUCCCUCCAUCUUCUUCCUCCUCACCCUCCUAGAUAUAUUGAUUGUUUAUAUUCGUACAUAUAUAUAGACCAAAUUGUAUGCCAUUUAUUCAUUUCGUUCUUGUAUAUAUACGGUCAAUCAAGCAAGAACAAUGUCUCUGAACAUGAAAACCCUAACCCAAGCCUUUGCGAAGACCGCCGCGGUCAUCGAAAAGACCGUUCAGACCACCGUACAGGAGGUCACCGGACCCAAACCCCUCCAGGAUUACGACCUACUCGACCAGAUCGGCUCGGCAGGCCCUAGCCUCGUGUGGAAGCUCUACUCGGCCAAGGCUCGGGAUUCCACGAGGCCCCAACAGUACCCGAUCGUGUGCGUCUGGGUCUUGGAUAAGAGGGUGCUUUCGGAGGCACGCGCGCGUGCGGGGUUGUCCAAGGCGGCCGAGGAUGCUUUCUUCGACUUAAUUAGGGCCGAUGCGGGGAGGCUGGUGAGGCUGAGGCAUCCCGGGGUUGUACACGUGGUGCAGGCCCUGGACGAGAACAAGAAUGCGAUGGCGAUGGUGACGGAGCCGCUCUUUGCGUCGGUGGCGAACGCGCUGGGGAAUGUGGAGAAUGUGGCUAAAGUGCCUAAGGAGCUCAAGGGAAUGGAAAUGGGUUUGUUGGAGGUUAAGCAUGGUUUGCUUCAGAUAGCAGAAUCCUUGGACUUUCUACACAACAAUGCGCAUCUCAUUCAUCGGGCUAUAUCACCUGAGAAUGUUCUUAUUACUUCAAGUGGAGCUUGGAAGCUUGGGGGGUUUGGUUUUGCAAUCUCGACAGAUCAGACCUCUGGCGAUAUGGCAAGUGGGCAGGCUUUCCAUUAUGCUGAAUAUGAUGUCGAGGAUUCAUUACUACCGCUUCAGCCAUCACUAGAUUACACUGCUCCUGAACUGGUUCGGAGAAAUGCAUCUUCAGCUGGAUGUUUUUCUGAUAUUUUCAGUUUUGGGUGCCUUGCCUACCACUUAGUAGCUCGCAAGCCAUUGUUUGAUUGCCACAACAAUGUCAAGAUGUAUAUGAAUACGUUGACUUACUUAUCCAAUGAAGCUUUCUCAUCCAUUCCACCGGAGUUAGUUACUGAUUUGCAGAGAAUGCUUUCUGGAAAUGAGUCUUUGAGGCCAACAGCGUUGGAUUUUACAGGUUCUCCAUUUUUCCGGAAUGACACUAGGUUGCGUGCUCUUCGCUUCCUCGACCACAUGCUUGAAAGAGAUAACAUGCAGAAGUCUGAAUUUUUAAAAGCAUUAUCUGAUAUGUGGAAAGAUUUUGACUCACGUGUAUUGCGGUAUAAGGUACUUCCUCCUCUUUGUGCAGAACUUCGGAAUCUGGUAAUGCAGCCAAUGAUUUUGCCCAUGGUUCUUACAAUAGCAGAGUCUCAGGAUAAAAAUGAUUUUGAGCUAUCAACACUACCAGCUCUUGUUCCUGUUCUGAGUAGUGCUGCAGGCGAGACACUAUUGCUGCUUGUGAAGCAUGCAGACCUUGUAAUCAUCAAGACUAGUCAGGAGCACUUAGUAUCACAUGUCCUGCCUAUGAUUGUUCGGGCAUAUGAUGAUACCGAUGCUCGAAUACAAGAGGAAGUUUUGAGAAAAUCAGUAUCGCUUUCUAAGCAACUGGAUCCUCAGCUAGUGAAACAAGCGAUUUUGCCUCGCGUUCAUGGCUUAGCUCUAAAAACAACAGUUGCUGCGGUGAGAGUCAAUGCUCUGUUAUGCUUGGGAGACCUGGUGAGCUCACUUGAUAAACAUGCUGUUUUAGACAUCUUGCAAACAGUUCAACGUUGUACAGCUGUUGACCAUUCUGCUCCUACGCUUAUGUGUACCCUUGGUGUUGCAAACUCGGUACUUAAGAAGCAUGGAGUAGAAUUUGUUGCAGAGCAUGUCCUUCCACUACUCACUCCUCUUCUUACUGCUCAACAAUUAAAUGUUCAGCAGUUUGCUAAAUAUAUGCUAUUUGUCAAGGAUGUUCUCAGGAGAAUAGAAGAAAAACGGGGAGUAACUUUGACUGAUUCUGGAAUCCCGGAAGUUAAACCAUCUAUGUCUGAUAGUGGCCUAAUAUCCCAAGCCUCAACUAAAAUAACUGGAACUGUCAAUUCCACGACAAAGAGCAACCCGGCAUGGGAUGAAGAUUGGGGUCCAGCCAAAAAGGUUUAUGCAACCACCCUUCAAAGUUCUACAAACAACAGUCACUCCUCUCAGUCUGAUUUGAGUUUUCAACCAGUUCAAGUAAAUUCAAAACAAUCAAAAUUUUCGAUGAUACCUGCACUAUCCAGCCAGCAAACGGCGGCUUCAUGUCCUCCAGUUGAUAUUGAGUGGCCUCCUCGAGCAUCGUCUGGAGUUGCCCCCCAAUUUGGAGACGCUGAGAAGCAGUUGAAUGCAGGAGCAUCAUCCACCUCGAGUUUCAGUGAUAUAGAUCCUUUCUCUGAUUGGCCUCCACGGCCUGCUGGCUCAGCAAGUGGGGCUGGAAUUUCUAACAAUGGCACAAUGGGACACCCCCUUAACAAACAUGGGUCUAGUCCAAUCUCGAAUACACUAAACAACAUGAGCUUCCCAAUGAACAACAACAAUAACAGUUGGGCCUUCAACACACACAGUUCUGUUGAUCCUUUAAGACAGAGUCAAGGGAAUCCGACUCUUACUAUUGGUAGUCUGGGAAGUGUUAACGCCCAAAGCUCUAUUGGGUUUUUGAAACAGAGUCAGGGUGUACCAGCUUCUAGUAAUUACACUGAUAAGAAAUCAACAGAUCUUGGAUCCAUAUUUGCUUCUAGCAAGAAUGAGCUGUCUGCCCCUAGACUUGCUCCGCCCCCAACUACUGCUGUGGGUAGAGGAAGAGGAAGAGGGAGGGGGGUCUCCUCAGCCUCUCGAUCUAGUCAUACCAAAACACCAUCUGAACAGCCGCCCUUAUUGGAUUUGCUAUGAUCAGACCUUGCAGGUCAGCCAUUCCGUGCUGCAGAGAGAGAUUUUGUAAAGUGUGUUGGAGGUGCCACUUGGUAUAAAUGUGCAGGGGAGUGCUGCGGCUCUGGGGGAUGGCAAGAUUGAUUAUGUUGUGGUUUGUUGUGCUUGGCUUGUAGGUUAUUGUGACAUAUUCUUGAUAAUUUUCUUGAUAAUUUUUUUUCUUCAUAUAUUUUCUUGUUUAAUUUCGUUCGUAUCAUUAGAUGUUGAGAAUUUAUUUUUCGGAAUAGUGUCUUCUUAAAAAAGAGUCCUGUAUCCGAUGACUGGGGUUGGAAAUAAUAGAAAAUUAGGAAGCUU
Messenger RNA from Juglans regia (Persian walnut), 3338 nucleotides. Its product is annotated as SCY1-like protein 2. The transcript is spliced from 14 exons. NCBI's taxonomy places the organism in Eukaryota, Viridiplantae, Streptophyta, Magnoliopsida, Fagales, Juglandaceae. The coding region runs from base 222 to 3008 and encodes 928 amino acids. Gene Ontology annotation, biological process: protein phosphorylation. Gene Ontology annotation, molecular function: protein kinase activity; ATP binding. The record is from RefSeq and is a predicted model, not a curated record.